This is a messenger RNA of Penicillium oxalicum, 3744 nucleotides long. Its product is annotated as serine/threonine-protein kinase. The transcript is spliced from 4 exons. Gene Ontology annotation, biological process: intracellular signal transduction; negative regulation of glycogen biosynthetic process; protein phosphorylation. The record is from RefSeq and is a predicted model, not a curated record. The coding region runs from base 1 to 3744 and encodes 1247 amino acids. NCBI's taxonomy places the organism in Eukaryota, Fungi, Ascomycota, Eurotiomycetes, Eurotiales, Aspergillaceae. Gene Ontology annotation, cellular component: nucleus; cytosol; cytoplasm. Gene Ontology annotation, molecular function: protein serine/threonine kinase activity; ATP binding.
AUGCUUUUCUCCCAUACCCGUCCCGUCCGUGCUGGGGAUUCACAUGCGACGGCCGCUGUCAUCCGGCCAUCCCUCUCUCCCCCCCCCUUCCUCGAGAAACGGAUUUGGCUGGUCAACAGCCAAGCAAUAUAUCAUGUUGCUUGCAGGUUGGCCGGGCGGUUGAAUCAGCCCGUCGGAGUUACGGAGGAUGACCACCUUGCACCGCAAGAAGAAACGGUCACACCUGACAUCUACAUGUCGCGAGAGCGGGAGAGGAGCUCGCAAGAUCGCUUCAUAGGAUCCCGGGAUCACGAUCAUUUGAGAAUCACAUCUGUAAUGUCGUCAAGUGAUCCGAGUCCUCUAUCGUCUCCCUUGGGACCCCUCUCGGAGUCGCCCGAGUCUGACUCGGGUCUCCACAAACUAUCCUUGCAGAUCGAUCGGCCUUUUAGAGGCUCGGUAGAGAGCUUGUCCUCGGGAUAUGAAACCCUUCCCAGAUCCCCGCUCUUCGAAGGUGAUCAUGGACUUGGCCCGUCUGGCUUAGAUCGCAUCCGCCAGCAACCGUCGCGCGUUCUCACACUUCCCAAUUUGUCGACCUCGUCCCUCUCUCCGAUGGCGACCUCAACGACCCGUCCCACCCCCCUGUCUCGCUCGGGCUCAUCAUCCCGCACACAUACUGGCCAUCUGACACCGGGCCAGGCUUACGGCGACCUGGAGGACUUGCACCGGUUUCCUCUGGAAUCUCUGCACUCAUUCUCUUUUGCCCAACACUCAGAAGAGCUCUUGCACAGCCGACAGAACAUCCUCAAGCGGUCGAUCGAUUUCAUGCGUGACCGGAUGGGCUGGGCGGCCAGCAAUCCGGCAAUCGCAAGUGCGCAAGCCAAUAUGAGUGGCGACGCAGAUGUGCAGGGUAUGAUGGACCUCUUGACCCGAUCGCACGUCCUGGAGGAGCAGAAUGCGGCGAUGGCCCGGGGACCGCCCACUGGACCGGCGGAUGUGUAUGGCGACAAUAUCUUCGACAAGGCAUUCCUGGAACGUGGUCCGUCCGCUACCAACUCCCGUGGAGGCUCUCACGAUUCUUCCCAUCUCUCGGAUCGCCAGACAACACCCGACCCUCACUCACACCUGAGUUCGGUCCCGAUGGAUCGUUUGCCGCACUCCCGGAAAGACCUCUACUCGGCACCGUCUUCCAGACGCGUAAGCUUGAAACGUACAUACACGGACCUCAAUGUCGCCUCACUCAAAAACAAGCUGAUGGACACCCUAGCUCAACCAUAUGCCUCGACGGACGCCGGCCAUUCCAUGGCGUCUUCGACAGCCGGAUUAGGGAUUCCCAUGCCCUCGGCCUUACACACCCAUAGCAGCAAAUGGACGCCCGUCUCGCAGGCUGUCUUCCGGACGGAAGCCAAAGCGCCCUGGACCAUUCUCGCCGCCAACGACCUCUCCUGCUUGAUCUUCGGGGUCACCCAGUCCGAGGUCCGGCGACUUAGUAUCCUAGAAGUUGUACAGCAUGAGCACCGGCAGUGGCUGGAGACGAAGCUUCGGGACCCUAGUACUGAUGCUGCAGCCCGCACGCCCCUUCAGCCCGAGCGACCUAAUAUACGUGCGGUGAAUCCCAAAUUCCGAGGUCUCGGAAACGGCGUCACAGCCCAGUUACUCAGUAAACCUUCUUCCCGUGAAAAGUCUCGACGGGCUCAGACCGACGACGGCUAUGGGUCUAGCACCCGCAACAAUCGCAACAACAACAACCAUACGGCGCACAAGUCCCGGGGUGUGCUGCUGUGUGGAGAUGUCGUACCCAUUCUGAAGCGUAAUGGCACCAAGGGAUCGGCGAGCGUUUGGGUCAUGGAAAAGCGCGGCGGCCUCAUUUGGGUUGUGGAGGAGAUUACGGAGAAUACCGCGUCGGUCCGUCUGGAUGGGCAAUGGAAUGUCAUCGAGGCCAAGGGCGACACCGACAAGAUUUGGGGCCCACAAGUAGUGAAGAAGGGUCAGCACGUUACCGAAUUGCUUCCUCGCCUACCCUCCGAAUGUCUCGAUACUCCGCCGGAGAAAGGCUUUGAUCAAAUCGUCGCCCUGAAGCACUUCGCAGCCCGCACCGCCGCCGGAGUAUGCAUUCCCGUGACCGUUGGGCGACUGGAUGGUAGUCGGACCCUGCAGGUCUCGAGCUUCCCCCACGUUGCAGGGAUGAUGGUACUUUCCUCCACGACGCUCAAGGUUAUCAGCUCCAAUUCUGUCUUCUCCGCCGCUCUGUUUGGUCAAGAUCGACCUGAAGGUCGUCACAUCACAGAACUGGUCCCUGGAUUCGAUGAAAUCUUAGACGUCCUUACCGAGGAGGACGAUGUUCCGUUGGUGGAUGGCAUCGUGGUCCCCGAGCACAGUUUCCGCCGAGCGCGCACGCUCUUGAUCCUCCGCGAAGGCAAGGCGAAUGCCGCGUUCGUUUUCACCGAGCCCAGCGGCUUACUGGCCAAGCAUCGCGACGGAUCUACGAUCGUCGUCGAUGUUCAGUUGCGCGUGGUCAAGAGCAGCACUUUCUUCUCCAAGGAGCAAGUUGAGAGACUCGGAGAGCGCUCCAGUGAUUCGGAAGACAGUGACGACACCAUCGCCGUGACUGAGCUGGUAUAUGCCCUGUGGAUUACUUAUUCACGACAGAUUCAUGCCGCGGACCCGGCCGCCAAUCUGUCCCCUUCGAUGCUCCCCACGUUGAGUCCCUCGGCCGAUCGUCCUUCUCCAUCGGGGCAAGCUGAUCCUUCUUCGGAGCGGUCGUCCUCCAGUGUGAACGGCAACCCCACUGCGGGAAAUCUCAAGCCCGGGGUUGAGGUCCAAUCACCCAGUUCGACCCUAAGUCAACAACUCAGCGAGGCGGCUUCUGAGCCCCUGACUGACCGGCCUGUCCAGCCGGUGGCGGAGAUCCACGCCAACAACGCUAAAAAAGAGAUUCCUCAGAAGCGAACCAUCAACGAUUACGUGAUCCUGGAGGAGAUGGGACAAGGGGCCUAUGGCCAAGUGAAGCUGGCCCGUCUCAAGAAGCAGCCGAACCAGAAGAUGGUCUUGAAAUACGUGACCAAGAAACGGAUUCUGGUAGAUACGUGGACUCGUGAUCGACGACUCGGUACCGUGCCGCUAGAGAUUCACGUCCUCGAUUUCCUCCGACGGGACGGGUAUCGACAUCCCAACGUUGUGGAGAUGCAGGGCUUCUUUGAGGACGACGUCAAUUACUACAUCGAGAUGCUUCCGCACGGGCUCCCCGGCAUGGAUCUGUUCGACUAUAUUGAGCUCAAGAAUCACAUGGAUGAAUCGGAGUGUCGCAAUAUUUUCAAGCAGGUCUCGAGUGCGAUUCACCAUCUGCACACGAAAGCGUUGGUUGUCCACCGUGACAUCAAGGAUGAGAAUGUGGUCAUGGAUGGCGAGGGCCGGAUCAAGUUGAUUGACUUUGGUAGCGCGGCCUACAUCAAAAACGGGCCCUUUGAUGUCUUUGUGGGUACCAUUGACUACGCCGCCCCCGAAGUUCUUCAAGGCAAGUCCUAUCGUGGCAAAGAACAGGAUAUCUGGGCGCUGGGUAUCCUGCUAUACACGGUGGUCUAUAAGGAGAAUCCCUUUUACAACGUCGAUGAAAUUCUGGACCACCCGCUUCGGAUUCCUUUCUUGCCAUUUUCCGAGGCCUGCAUCGAUCUGGUUCGCAAGAUGCUGGAUCGCGACGUGGACAAUCGAUUGACCAUCACGGAGGUGCUUGAACACCCGUGGCUGACGGCAGAGGACUGCGCCGGAUAG